AUGAGGCCUGCGACAGCCGCAGCAUCAGCAACCUCCACUGCUGCCGGCAAUCUUCCGCUUUAUACAUCGGAGCCUGAGCCGCCGCCGCAUCAGCAGCAAUGCCAUUGCCUGGCAACACUCGCCACUCCUUCCACCCCCACCGCCGCCGCCGCCGCCGCCGCCGACACCGCGUCGUGCUCCGCCCCAACCCCCAAGGGCAGCAAGGCUGAGGGCGGGAACCACCCCUGUUGGAGCGCGUGGGAGCAAAAGGCCUUUCUAACUGUCAACCGCAACUGGCAGGCUGUCAGCGACUUUUUCCAGGCGGUGGUGUGUGGCCGAGCGAGCUUGUCCAGCCUGGGACUGCGGGUGCGGCUGAGGGUGGGGGGUGGGGGGUGGGGGGUGCUGGGUUUUGUGGCGGUGGUGGUGGAGGUGGAGGUGGUGGUGGAGCCGGACAAGUUUGACCUCGAGGCGGCAAUGGCGGCGCCGCGGCAGCCUCGGAAUCACGAUGGUGGUGAUGAUGAUGGUGGUGAUGAUGCGUGUCCUAAUUUGGAUUUGGAUCCGGGUGGUUCCAGGGUUGCGGAGAAGGCGGGGCGACGAGCGACGGAGGGGGAGGAGGCCGAUGCCAGCGGCGGCGGCGGCGGUGGCGUACGACAACGCCCUGGCGGCGGCUUCCAGCGGCAACGGCAGCGGCACACGUACAAGGUGACGGUGAGCUACUUUGGUCCCGCAUUCGAGGGGUGGGCCUUCCAACCGGGGCGCCGUACACUGCAGGGCGCCUUGGAGGCAAGUCAUACGGUGCAGUACAGUGGCAGUACAAUGUAG
Molecule: messenger RNA, 801 nt
Organism: Volvox carteri f. nagariensis
Lineage: Eukaryota; Viridiplantae; Chlorophyta; Chlorophyceae; Chlamydomonadales; Volvocaceae
Exons: 4
Coding region: 1-801 (266 amino acids)
Source: RefSeq, a predicted model, not a curated record